Molecule: messenger RNA, 5167 nt
Organism: Synchiropus splendidus (mandarinfish)
Lineage: Eukaryota; Metazoa; Chordata; Actinopteri; Syngnathiformes; Callionymidae
Exons: 4
Coding region: 87-4742 (1551 amino acids)
Biological process (GO): tRNA aminoacylation for protein translation
Molecular function (GO): acyltransferase activity; aminoacyl-tRNA ligase activity; ATP binding
Source: RefSeq, a predicted model, not a curated record
GUAUAAAGGCACGGCUGGAGGGCAGCACCUCACAUGCUCUCUCCGACCUGCGCCCGCCGCCACAGCAGCAGCCAGGGUCCUAAAAGAUGGAUCUUCCCAACUACCCACUUCCUCAGCUGGACGUCACCUUGCAAGAGGUGCGGCGCGUGCUGCAUCUCACCCUAUCGGCCGACGCCUACGCUGACUUCAACACCGCCCUGCAGCAAGAGGGAGCACUGCUGGAGAAGACGCACGAGGACUUGGCAGACAGGGCAGCGGGGGAGGAGAACUGGGUGACGGGGCAGUUCAAGAGCGGGCUGCUCUCUCUGGACCAGCCGGUGCCCGGGUCCACGGCCCUGCCGGCGGUUCUGCCCGCCCCAUCCAGGACCUGCAGCCAGCUGCAGAGAGCGGCCGCACUUCUCUGGUCAGCGGCCACGCUGCACAGCGCCCCCUCGCUGCUGGAGGAGGGCGUGUCUCUGGAGGACACGCAGCAGUCAGAGCUCUUUUCCACCUGCAGAGUCCCGGGGAAGAAGCAAGACCAGCUGAAGGUUUACCCUGAGAGUCUUCACGCCAUCGUCAUCUGUCCCGAGGGAGUGUUUCCAGUCGACAUCCUCAGUCACUCGGGCGGAACCAAGACUGCGAGAUCCGUCGCUGACAUCUACAGUCAGCUGGUGAAGGUCGAGGCGGCAGCGAGAUGUGGAAAGCAGAACGGCCAUUCUUCCAUCUGCAGCUUCUCCGCACAGCGGCGCCGGUCCUGGGCAGCCGUCAGGGACAAGGUUCUGGAGAGUGGUGGAGCAGCAGCAGCGUCUCUGGAGGUCGUGGAGGGCGCCGUGUUGGCGCUGUGCCUGGAAGACUCUGACGCUCCUGCGGAACUGGCCGACACCCUGAACGCUGUGAAGCUGGGACGAAAAGACGGAGGUCCGACUCUGCGCUACUAUGACAAGACGGUGAACGUGGUGGUGUUCCAGGACAGCACAGCCGGGAUGCUGUUCGAACACUGCGCGGUGGACGGCAUGGUGGCUGGACUGGUGGCGGAGCGCAUGUACCGGCUGUCUGAGAUGGUGGACUGUUCUCUGCUGCACGCCAGUGUCAUCCAGAACCACCAGCCGCGGCUCCUAACGUUGCCUUUGCCCAGCACCAUCCCCAGCCAUUCUCCGAUCCAAGAAACCAGCCGUGUCCAGACGCUCGACGUGUCUUCCUUCCCCGAUGUCUUCUCCACGCUCCGGGCCCAGAGAGGCCUCCUGGAUGCCUGGAUCAACUUCUCCCUGCAGCUGUCCCUCACUCAGGUUCUACACGAGUCGUCCAGCGAGCACAUUCUUGUCACACCAACCCACGUCCGGCACUUCAAGCACGGCCGCUGCGACCCCACGUACUCGCUGAGCCGGCAGUCUCUCCAGCUGGUGGGCGCCAUGGCUUCGGCUUUGGGCCCUGAUAACACGCUCCAGCACACACCAGACCUGCUGCAGCUGUUUCAUGCUGCAUUUGUGGAACACAAACGUCUCAUCAAAAACACCAAGUGCGGUCACGGUGUGGGUCCUCACGUGGCUGUUUUGAGACAGUCCCUGCUGCCCGACAGUCCACUGAAGGGAUUCCUGGAUCCCUUUGGACGGCCAUCUGUGUACCUGUCAGGCUGUGACCUGAUGGAGGGGGUGGAGUUUGCAGUUGGGAACGUGUAUGCUCCAGAUCAGCUGGUGGUGACCUACCUGGGGAAAACCGACAGAGUCCGAGUCGUGCUCAAUGCCAAUGGCAGCUUUGCUGUGGUGCUGGAGAAGCUCCAAGCAGUUUUUGAGUCAAACCUGAAGCUCGUCAUGCUUCUGGCUGUCAGGUACGCGAUUGUCUGUCAAAUGGGGGCGCAAGAGCUCCUCCUGAAGCAGAAAGAAGAGCCAGGUGAGAGAAUGAGGGCGAUCACAGAAAGGAGCACCGACUACACCCUGCUGAUCCACGGCGGCGCCGGAGAGGAGACGUUGCUGAACCCUCAUGUGGUUGGGGUUGUUGAGUUCGCUUUGCAAACAGCGCUGUCUCUGGGGUCUGAGGUUCUGGAGCACGGUGGCAGCAGCCUGGAUGCGGUGCAGAGGUCAGUGGAAGCUCUGGAAGACUGCUUCCUCUUCAACGCCGGCAAAGGAUCAGUCUUCAACAAGGAAGGCAAAAACGAAAUGGAAGCCGCCAUCGUGGACGGCACCACGUCCAGGUGCGGGUCUGUGGCUUGCGUCACGAGCGUGAAGAACCCAGUGAGAGCAGCCAGAUGUGUCAUGGAGAAGAGCUCCCAUUCGCUGAUCGUAGGAGAUGGUGCGGAAGAGUUUCUGCAGGGGGCGGAGCCCAACGACAAGCCGGUGGGACCGGACUACUUCUACACCGAUAUCCGCCACAAACAGCUGAUGGCAAAGCUCAGCGAGGUGAAGAACCCCAGGAACAAUCACCCUCAAACUGUUGGAGCCGUGGCAGUAGACCACUGUCUGGGGCUGGCAGCGGCGUCAUCCACCGGUGGGCUUGUGGGGAAGCUGAGGGGGCGGGUCGGUGACACGGCAGUGGUUGGGGCCGGGAUAUACGCCGACGACAAGCUCGCCAUCGCCUGCUCAGGAGACGGAGACGUCUUCCUGAGGCACACGGUUGCCCAUAAGAUCGCCAGCCUCUACCAUCACAAGGGCUACCGUCUGAGGGAGGCCUGCAGAGAGGUGGUCAGGGAAACCCUGAAAGGGGUCUGUGCAGGAAUCAUCGCUGUGGACCUCAAAGGUGAAGCUGUGAUCGAAACUAACGCUGCGGUGAUGUUUGUGGCCUCAAGAGUGGAUGGGGCUUCGCAUGUAGAAGUUCUGAAGCCUGCAAGGAGCUUCUCCAACGUGAUCUGGGAGACAGAUGAACAUGUGGCCUACCUUCAUUCCAAUCCGUGGACUCCUGGUUCCACUGUCUUGACCCGGAAAGCUCUGAGUGGGCCCAGCAGCAUCUUCCAUUUGCCUCCUUCUGCUGUCAUGUCUCUGCUCAGGAGCUCCAAAGUGGUGGCCGGAUUCCUCUGCGAGAGGCUGGACGUGCAUCGAUGUGCAAUGCUCUCUCACCCCAGCUCCAGUGAGCCGGCUCAAAUUCGGAUUCUCCCUCUGCACGGCUUGGAGCAAAACUGUCAACGAUGCAUCUCUGAAGAGGAGGAGUUUCACACGCACCACACAGGCUACUGCACCUCCAAAAACGGCCCCCGUUGGGACGAUGAAGCUCUGAGCCGGGUUCAAGCCCAAAUUCGAAGUGGCCUUCCAACACCCAACGCACCGCCCUGCUUUGAUUUCUUCGGAGAUCCGUCUGACGGCAACCUAUUCAGCCGCAUUGUGAGAGGGGAGGAGCCUCAGUGGCGAGUGUGGGAGGACGCGCAGCACGUGGCCUUCCUGACACCUUUCCCAAACACUCCUGGGAAAACCGUCGUGGUCCCGCGUAAACCCCUGGCCAGUGACGUCUUCGCACUUGAGGACGCCGAUUACCAAGCUCUCAUUUUGGCCACGUACAAAGUGGCCAGACUACUAGAGAGUGGUCUGGGGGCCACAGGCGUGGCUCUGAUCUUUGAGGGCCUGGAGAUCAACUACGCCCACGCCAAGCUGAUUCCACUGCUCCCUGCACCCAGUGGAAGCAACGUUGCUCAGAAGCAGUUGGAGUGCUUCCAGACUUACCCUGGAUUUGUGUCAUCACUGGACGGACCACCAGCGGAGCCAGAGAGCCUGGAGAAGAUCCACUCUCAAAUCACAGAGUGCCGCCCUCCGUCCUCGUGGGGAGACCCCCCCUCCCACUCCACCGUGGCCAUCAAGAGCCAGUGGUACCGAAACCUGUUCCAGAUUCAAAACACACUCUUCCACAGCACGGUGGAGUUCUUCCACGGUUCAUGCCGCUUCUCCUACGCGCUCACUCCUCUGACCACCGACACCAUCUCCUCACCCAUGGGCCUGGGGUCCGACUCGGAGCCCGUGUCUGUCAACCUGCUGGGUCAGGAUAUCUACCUUGCGGACUCCAUGCAAUUCAUCCUGGAGUAUUUCCUGCGCUUCCAGGAGAACCUGCAGGGCACCUACUACAUCUCUCCCAGUUUUCGAGGGGAGGACCCAGACGCCACGCACCUGAACCAGUUCUAUCACGUGGAGUGUGAGCUGCUGGGCGACAUGGAUGAUGCCAUCUCCACUGCAGAGAGCUACCUGGCUCACCUGACCAAGGCCAUGUUGCAGAAACACUCUGACAUCAUACUGAAGACGGCUGGGACUCUGGAGCAUGUGAGCGCCUUGUUGGCCAAGCUGGAUGGGAGACGUCCUCUGCCCCGGGUCCCUCUAGAUCAGGCCAUUCCCAUGAUGCCCUCUGCUGACUGUGUGGAGUGGGUGCAGGAGGGGCAGCCGAUGUUCGGCAGGAAGCUCACACGCAAGGGGGAACGUGUCCUGAUCCAGAAAUACGGCGGAGCAGUGUGGCUGACCGAGAUGGACCACCUGGGCGUGCCGUUCUACCAGGCCUACGUGGCGGGUACUGGGCACAACAAAGCCAAGGCUGCUGACCUUCUGCUGGGUCUGGGGGAGACGCUGGGUCUCGGGGAGCGUCACUCCACCGCGGAGAUGGUCCAGGAGGCUCUGAGGCAUCACGCAGUUCCUGAACAGUCGUACAAGUGGUACAUCGACAUGCGGCGGGUGAAGCCACUGCUGACCAGCGGCUGGGGCAUGGGAACAGAGCGCUAUCUGUGCUGGCUGCUGCAGCACAGCGACGUCAGAGAUAUGCACAUCAUUCCAAGAAUGAAAGGAAUUAAAUUCAUGCCCUGAUCGCAGCAGAUCAGCCCCACACCUGCUCAGCUUCGCUACUGACCCCCUGUGUGUCUUUCAAUCAGCUCCAGUAUUAGUUUGAUGGAGUAAAUAAUUCUGAUUCCCUGAUUAGUUUGGAGGCACGUCAGUGGAGAACAAAAUGCUUUGCUAGUAAACACAUGAUCCUCUGUGUGAGUGAAACGAAAUAAAGUGUCUGAAAGCAUCGGACCUGGACCAGGAGUUCUUUCACGUACAGUAGAAGCCCAGUUGAAUGGACUGCCUCUGGUUCGGGUGACUACAAGAAGGUGACUCAUUUUCUGGGACUUAGGUCAAAGAUAAUGUAAAUGACGUCAUCAAUGCAAUUGGAACAAUUGGACUUUAUAGGUAAAUUUGAACUUGAGUGAAUGGCGCGACAUAUUUUGGGCCACUGGGGGGAGCUGGAUGGU